Molecule: messenger RNA, 2222 nt
Organism: Magallana angulata
Lineage: Eukaryota; Metazoa; Mollusca; Bivalvia; Ostreida; Ostreidae
Product: feline leukemia virus subgroup C receptor-related protein 2-like
Exons: 12
Coding region: 37-1647 (536 amino acids)
Biological process (GO): transmembrane transport; heme export
Cellular component (GO): membrane
Molecular function (GO): heme transmembrane transporter activity; heme binding
Source: RefSeq, a predicted model, not a curated record
AGCUCCCAUAGCUGGCCAGAUCAUUUGUGUCAUGACAUGGGAUCAAAGAUGAGGCGUGGCAGGUACGGACCGUCGGACAGCUGUCCGGAGACAGGUGUGACCACACUAAGCGUCACCCAGCUACAGGUCGACCAUCACACGGCGGGUUGUCUGUCCGGAGAGACCAAAGGGACAUUAGUUAAUUCAGGUAACGCACUCAGCCGCAGUCUACCGGAACUGGACACCGGGCCCCAGGGACAGCCCAUACUGGUUCAGAAUAAGGAGUCCCCAGAAGGAUGGGCCCCCAAAUUGACCGAAAGUUCCCCCAUAACGAAAGUUUACAAGCGCCGCUGGAUCAUAGUGACUCUGUUCUGUUUGUACUCCAUGAGCAAUGCCUACCAGUGGAUUCAUUUAAACAUCAUCGCCAACAUCAUCACCAAAUAUUACAACGCGAGUCUUCCCGAGGACCGCUUCCAAAGGGAGACAACUGUGGACUGGCUGUCCAUGAUCUACAUGUUGGCCUACAUUCCACUCAUAUUUCCAUCCACUUUCUUACUCAACAAGAAGGGCCUCCGUGUUUGUGCCCUCGCCGGGGCCUUUCUGAACGCCCUAGGGGCGUGGCUGAAGGUCGCUUGCAUCUCUCCAGACCGUUUCGCAAUACUGAUGUUUGCGCAGACUGUUUGUGCGAUUGCGCAAAUUUUCAUUCUUGGACUUCCUGCAAAAAUUGCCGCAGUUUGGUUUGGACCCAAUGAAGUCUCCACCGCUACCUCUCUCGGAGUUUUCGGGAAUCAGGUGGGCGUGGCCAUAGGCUUCCUGGUGCCCCCUAUCCUGGUCCCGAACAGCGACUCGCUGGAUCAAAUCGGGGACGAUCUGAGUAUUAUGUUCUACGCAGGCGCCGGCUACAUGACGCUCCUCUUUAUCCUCGUCAUCAUCAUUUUCAAGGAAAGACCUCCUCACCCGCCAAGUAAGGCCCAAAUGCUGGCGUUACAGAACGUGCACGAAGAGCAUUAUGGGAGAUCUCUACUCAAUCUGUUCAAGAACGUCGGGUUUGACAUUCUUACAAUUACAUAUGGUGUUAACACCGGCUGUUAUUAUGCCAUCUCCACGUUACUAAACCCCAUCAUCUUGGAUUACUUCCCGGGACAUGAAGAGAGCGCGGGACAGAUUGGUUUAACCAUUGUCAUAGCCGGAGUGGGCGGGUCUAUCGCGGCCGGGAUCUGGCUCGACAGAACAAGGACCUACAAAGGCACAACGCUAGGUAUAUACUUCCUGUCCAUGGCGGGGAUGGUAGCCUUCACCUUUACCCUUGACCUAAGUCUGCUAUGGGUUGUAUUUCUAUGCGCGGGGGCAUUAGGUUUCUUUAUGACUGGGUAUCUUCCGGUUGGUUUUGAAUUUGCCGCCGAAAUCACCUACCCUGAAUCGGAAGGAACGUCUUCCGGCUUGUUGAAUGCUUCUGCGCAGUUUUUCGGAAUAAUCCUGACAAUAGGUUGUAGAGCAAUGAUUAACAAGGUGGGGACGCUAGGUUCCAACAUCCUGAUCUCUGGCACUCUCCUGUUGGGAACUAUAUGUACAGGAUUCAUUGCAGCCGAUUAUAGGCGUCAAGAAGCGGGGAAAGAGUACACAAAUUUCGAGAUCAACAUUCCAUCAGAGGGCAAGCCUGAAGCCUGAUACUGGAUCAAAUGGAUAACGUUAUGCAGAUAGAAAUAUCAGAGAAAGAGUCCGAGAAGUCCCGAAUAGCAGAGCCAAGGAGCCGUGACAAUCAGAUAUGACAUUGUCAAUAGACAUUAACUUCUGUACAGUGCUAAUUUAGAACCGGUCAAACCGAUUGAGAAUAGACGAAUGUGUACAAUCAACAGGUGCUACAAGAACACUAGGAUAUUAUGUUUGACAUAAUGAAUGACACUCACUAGGCUUUUUUAGAUAGUUUUUUUAAGUGCUACAUGGUAUUGCAGUGUGGGGUAGGGGGAUCAGAAUAGUGAUAGCAAUAUGUCAAAUAUUUAAUUUUGCUAACAAACAUCUCAUCUCCAUGAAAAACCUUUAUUUCUUUGAAGCACAGAUAAAGCUUCUUGACAGGACAUGAAUUUGGAAACAACACAAUCUAUAAUAUAACGGAGAUUGAUUUGGUUAACAAAAUAAUGUUUUGAAAAACUAUUUUCUAUUUAACAAUUUCAGUGAUGAGUGGUUUUUUAUUGAAAAUAAAUUUUUAAUAAAGGGUUUAGAAGAAUAAAUCCUGCCAAAAUAUG